GAGACUGUACGCAGUUGUCUAUAUUGUAAUUACAGCAGCAUGACCCGAGGAAAAUCGGACUUCAUUUCUAGGAAAUCACCUUUUCCGGGUGAUCAAACACGGGUCUUCGUUUUAUCAUUCGCUUAAGCGACCCUCAGGAAAUGCCGCUUACUGUAUUUUGGUAAUUGGUUCAAGGAUUAAUUAUCUGGCAUGCUCGUGAUGUAAAAAAGCAGUGUAUGUUCUUGAGUCUUGGAUGAAUAUAGAUGCAGCGAUUAUUUAUCACUCUGUACCGGCAAUAUCUCUUAAACAAGCUUUUAAGGUGGAUGAUAAGGCAACGAUUUUUGAUAGGCACCUGUAGUUGUUCCCAAAAUUUUUCACGAUACGGACAGCUAUGCGGCAAUCCGAGAACUGUGAUAUGAAUUUAUACGAAGAAAGUGAAAUUGACCACUUUUAAUAAAGUCAGUGAAUUGUACUAGGAUAUCCGUUAGAGUGUAUAUACAUACAUGUCUAGUUUGUGGAUCAUUCGAAGCAUCCGGUUUGUCCAAAGACAAUAUGUUUCAAUGACUGAAUGAAUGAAUUAUAAGAUAUUAUGAACAAGAAUGGGGUGGAUCAAAGUAUCAUAAACAAAGGGACAAUCCAGUUGGCUUACAUAAAAUUUGAUGCCUGUUUUCAACAACAACACCAACAAACUCCAGCGUCUAAUGAGCAGACGUGCUUCUAUCGUCUGCGUUCUUUUCCCGUGCUUCCAUCAUAAGUAACGAUAUAUUUAGCUAUAUUUUGGCGCAAAACACACCGAGGUACAUAACAGCUGGGUAAUAUUCAAGUAAUUAUUCACAUUAUAGAGCCAUUUUACAUGUGUUCGACUGUAAUAGGUAUUAUCCUAUAGUUAAAAAAAAAAUUUGAUUAAUUUGCGUGAUGUCGAGAGAAGACAAUGCGAAGGGAAUGCUACGAGCAAUGGUGUCACGCUCUCUUCCCCAUUUGUCUACCUGUAGUGAAUGACAGCUGUUGAAUCGAUAUUUUGAUUGAAUUUUCCAUCACAUUUGAAUAUGUCAGCUCUCGUCAUGGUCGAACCAGCCAAUGAAAAAACACGUAUUGAUUCUACGGAGCAGCUAAUACGCCAAGUGCCAGUAGCAUUCGCGGAUCCAAACGAUGAAACCAGUGCAAAUGUCAAACGUCCCAAUUCAUUGCCGAACAGCCUCGAUAAACAUUCAGAAUGUCGUACUGAGCACAAGCAAAAUGCCAAACUUUUGCAGGAUUUAAAAUUCCAGGAACAUGGAGAAAUUGACGGCCGCAUUAAUCAGGCCUACUCCUCACCUGACAUCGAGUUACAAAAUUAUAGCUUUCAGGUAAACAAGAAAGUUGACCACGGCAGCCAAACAGACGAAGAAGUAGGUAAAUACGAUUCCCAGAUGAGUCUUCAAAAUACUUCCAUUCCACACACGCGGUUGCCGCAAAUAGAUUGUGCCAUCAUCGCCGAAGAGGAUACGUCGAGAAGCGUAUUAUUAGAGGAUGGUGGGGGACGAGAAGAGGCGCGAAACAACAACAAAGCCACGAAGGACAACAUCAUUUCGGACAUUGGUGCCGAUAUAAUGAGAGUGAAUGGGGCCAUUGGUUCGUUUAAGCAGCUACAGAAGCCAACCUCCAUGCAGUCACUUCCCACUUCCUCCAAAAUGAGUUUUAAUGACGAAACCGGAGCCGGUACGGCUCUAGUGGAGAAAGGUGAUUCCGGAAAGUGUAUGGACGAUAAACAGAAAAAGGAUAAUAAACCGAAUGCGGGGUAUAGACUCGGCAAGCGGAAAGCCUUGUACGAACGGCGGAGGAAAAUCUCCGAUUACUGUCUCGUCCUCGGCAUGGCCGGGAUUCUGCUUAUGAUCCUGGAAACAGAGCUCAUAAUGGCCAAAGUUUAUGUCAAGGACAGUUAUUACUCACUGGUGUUGAAGGCCUUCAUCUCUCUGUCCACUUUUUGUUUGAUUGGUCUUAUACUCGCCUACCACGCCGUCGAGAUUCAGUUGUUUGCCAUUGAUAACUGUGUGGAAGAUUGGCGGAUCGCGAUCUCAUGGAAGAGAAGUUUCCAACUUAGCCUUGAAAUCCUCAUCUGUGCGGUCCAUCCGAUUCCAGGGGAUUCUUUCUUCUUCAUAUGGAAGACGGAACUGUACGAUGGGCAGACUGUGAGUGAAGAACCAGUGCCAGUGGAUAUACUUCUCUCUAUUCCAAUGUUCAUGAGACUGUAUCUCAUCGCCAGGGUUAUGUUGCUCCACAGUAAACUAUUCACGGACGCUUCCUCGCGGAGUAUAGGAGCGCUGAAUAGGAUUAAUUUUGAUACACGUUUUGUGUUGAAAACUUUAAUGCACAUUUGCCCAGGAACUGUGAUGCUUGUAUUUACUCUUUCUAUGUGGAUUAUCACCAGUUGGUUACUACGUGCCUGUGAAAGCUAUUUUGAUCAUCGACAUGAGAACAUUCUGAACGCCAUGUGGAUGAUUUCAAUCACUUUUCUGUCGGUGGGCUACGGUGACAUAGUCCCAAACACGUAUUGUGGGAGGACCAUCGCCAUCGCGGUGGGCUGUAUGGGUGCUGGUAUUACUGCUUUGAUCGUUGCUAUUUUGUCCAAAAAGUUAGAACUCAGUAGAGCCGAGAAACACGUCCAUUUCUUCAUGAUGGACACCCAAUUGUCAAAACGAUUGAAGAAUGCGGCAGCUAAUGUAUUGCGAGAGACGUGGCUAAUAUACAAGUACACAAAACUUGUCAACAAAAUCGACGCCGGGAAGGUCCGAGCUCAUCAGAGAAAGUUUCUUCAGGCAAUCCACAGUUUGCGCAAAGUAAAAAUGGGGCAAAGGAAAUUGGCCGAAAAUCAAAACACACUAGUUGAUAUUGCGAAGAAUUUAGGUCGUACAGGCCUGGAACCGCCUCACAGCGUCUAUAUUUCAAUCCCCCACGUGCAAUUCAAACAGACACAGGGACAAAUUCAUGACACAGUUUCAGAUGUCUUUACGAAGACAUCUACGCUGGAAGAUCGUGUGAAUAAAAUAGAAAACACACUCGUGUCUUUACAAGGUCAGCUUGAGAAACUUCCAUUUUUAAUUGCGGAGAAAGUGUCCUUACGAAGGAACGAGCCGCAUUAUUCUCUACCUCCCGUUAGGGAUUUGGACAGGGAUCGUAAUUCUCGCGAAAUACACGUAGAACGUGAGAAGCACGUAGAGUCACGUGACAAACUGUUUGAGCCACGUGAGCAGGUAGAACAUCGAGAGCGAGAGAGGAGGCACGAGGAUGUUUUUUCUGACCUUCGGGACAGUGCAGAGUCCACCCGAUCAGAGUUUCAUCAACUUCGGAAAACCUCGCCCCCUCGUCGACGUCAGCAAUCCGCACCUUCAACAAACACUCUUACACAAUACCCACCUUCUCAAGGGAGUAUGAGUCAAAUCUAAUAUUGACCCAGAUUGUCUCUGGAAACCCCCUCAAUUAACGAUAGCGGUUUUUUUGUCAUGGAAUCAUGUAUGGUGCCAGUAUAGUCAUUCCAGUGUUAUUGUGUGAAUACCACUAGACUCCAUAUAGCUUUAUAUUGAUUUCUUAUUAACAGGACUAUCAACGAUUAUUGCUACAUGAAUACUUUAAUCGCUUGUGAACAAGGUGAUCAUUUAUUUGAUGAUUUUUUUUUUGUUUGGUUCGACUUUUUCCAUUGCAUCGAUGAAGGUUUUCAGAGAAACAGGACUCUGGUGAUUUGGUUGCUAAGUGACAUGGAUGUUUCAUGAAAACUAUAUUAUUGCCGUUAAUUUUUGUUUGUUCUGUCGAACUUGAUUGGCAAAAGCUGUGAUAUACACAAUGUUAUUUUGUGAUGUUAAAUGUUGUUUGACGUUCCAUAGAAACUGAACGUUAUAUAAACGUUAAGUGUUGAAUAUACAGGUGUGGUUCCAGUGGUGAAUGUCAUCUUAUAAUUAAUACAGUGUCUUCCGUUUGCAGGGCUCACCCUUUGGAUCCGCCUCAGACACAUUCCUCAUGCUUUAAUUCCUUUCCUUUCUUUAAAAAAAAAAAUAUGCUACAGUGCCUCAACGAUUAACAUUAAGCAUGCUUUUCUAACUAAAACAGCAUGCAUACAAAGAACUGAAAAAAAUCCAAAGGUUUUACCUGUUUUCAAUCUUUGCAGUGUAUCAACUAAAUUUUUUAAAAGACAUUGCUCUACGCUCAUAUGGUAUGACAAAACAUAUGUUAUCAAUGUUUUGUGGUGGAAAAAGAAAGAUAACUCUUGAGGAGGCAAUCGUCUCAAUUCAACAGAAGUUUUUUAAUGAAUUAUUCGUUAUUGUAUAACUGCGUUAGUAAUUAUGUUUCUUGUUGUAUUUUAUGUAAAUGAAACUGAAAAUAUAAAUCCUGCUUUGGCUUUCAAAAUUUAUUCACUAACAAAAUGUGUUAAUACCUUAACAUAUAACUUGCCAGAGGAAAUUUUGAAAACGUUUUGUUACAAUUGGCAGAAAGAAUAUAUUUUUGUAGACUUGUAAAUAUAUAGUUCGUCUUUUCGAAGAAGUACGUUUUUUGUUUUGUUUCGUUUGUUAUUUUGUCAAUACUGUGUUACGUGCUUAAUCAUUCCCCAUGUGCUCAACAGAUUUCUAUAAUUAAACUUUAACACUUUUUUAAAAUUAAUGAAUAACAAUAACCAUUAUCCAAACAGCAGCCUCUAACCUUUUCCCUCUUUACUAACAUAAGCAUCAGCGCAUUCAGUCACCCAGGUACUUUUGAUUUAAAAGAUGUAUCUAAGCACAUCUGCACGAAAUUCGCCCUUACAUUCUUUUUAAUCUAUGAAACAUAUGACUUGUAAGUUAAAAGAUAUUCCCAACUUAAAUGUAUCUCCACUUCUUUGAUACUAUAAAAAUUUCUAGGCUCAUUGUUAUGUGAUAUUCUGGGAAAGCAAUUUACGUUACAAUAUUGUACUUCAUUUAAAUAUUUGGUUCCUGGGCAAUUGCAGAUUAUUCAAAAUGAAAUGUUCAGUCUGUUGAUUAAUUUUAUCAAUAAAUGUAUCUUGAGUGUUGAGAAAACAGAUCUUGCAAUUAACAUUAUCAUGGUAUCCAUGGAAAUGUUUAAUUAUAACAUUUUUGUUCAUAUUCAAAUUCAAAAGAAAACGUGCAGAAGAUAUAUCUUUGAAGCAAACUAUUUUAAGGAAAAGAACUUUAAGAUCACAAGUACUGAUUAUGUAGGUUUUGUUACAAUGUAUUAUUUAUCAUUUGCAAGAAUUUUUUGUUCCUUUGAAAAAUUCUGAUUCUCACAUUCUUGAAUUACACUUUUUGUGUUACUUAAUUCAUUCAUAGCCAUUUAUUUUUAAGAAAAAUAAAAUGGAAACUGAAAUUUAAAACUGACAAGUGCCUGUAGUUUGCAAUAACAGAGUGUCAAAAUUAAACAAAAUCAUGUUAUUAAAGCAAAGAAAAAAAUAUAACUUACCGUUCCUCUUCCUUGAUUUCAUAAUUUUGCAUCAAGACUCUGUUUCUCCUGUUGAAUCAUCUUCCCGAAGUAUGAAGAGAUGAAGAAAUGACUUUACACAUUCCAGUUUAAAUAUCUUUUUUCUCAUGAAAUCCUUUAAUGAAUUAUGUUUUUUCCUCUUUGUUUUACUAAUACAUCGUGUGCUAAGACAAUCACAAUUAUCUCCAGAUAUUUAUUUGAAAAUAAAUAUUUUUGUUCUUUAUGAUUAAUUUUAAAACAGAAAUCACUUGUGAACUUGACAAUUUCUACUUUCAUAGACCUGUUUAUAAUGCGUUUUUAUUGUUUUAUUCCAAUGUCAUUGUCUUGUUUUUCUUAUGGAUAUAACACCAGCAAGCCCUGAUAUUAAAAUAAUGCACUCAUAUAAUAUAUAAAAUCAUUGAAAAUUAUGGUUUGGAAGUGAUACUGCGAAAUAAAAUGAUAUAUAUAACAAACA
Molecule: messenger RNA, 5872 nt
Organism: Magallana angulata
Lineage: Eukaryota; Metazoa; Mollusca; Bivalvia; Ostreida; Ostreidae
Product: small conductance calcium-activated potassium channel protein 2-like
Exons: 12
Coding region: 1026-3401 (791 amino acids)
Biological process (GO): potassium ion transmembrane transport
Cellular component (GO): plasma membrane; neuron projection; neuronal cell body
Molecular function (GO): small conductance calcium-activated potassium channel activity; calmodulin binding
Source: RefSeq, a predicted model, not a curated record